This is a messenger RNA of Micromonas commoda, 1308 nucleotides long. RefSeq lists its product with no specific name. Lineage: Eukaryota; Viridiplantae; Chlorophyta; Mamiellophyceae; Mamiellales; Mamiellaceae. Gene Ontology annotation, cellular component: tRNA-splicing ligase complex. The transcript is spliced from 2 exons. Bases 1 to 1308 code for a protein of 435 amino acids. The record is from RefSeq and is a predicted model, not a curated record.
AUGGCGGGGCUGGAGGACGCGGCGGAGGAUCUCCUCGAGCGCCUCGGUGACAUCGGGGUGGCGGUCGAGGACGCGACCGUCGCGGACGUCACCGGGCGUCACCGCGCCAACGCGACGGUGUUCAACCGCAUCGCCCAGGCGCUCGCCCAGGACGUCGUCGCGGUCCUACCCACCGCCGGGGCGGACGACCCCGACGGAUGCGAGGCGGCGGCGAGCGCGGUGCAUCGUUCGGUCGCGUCCGCCGCGGCGGCCGGCGACGUCGCCGGCGCCACCCGCCGCGUGGAACAGGGCCUGCGCAGGCUCGGGACGGCCAUCGACAAGACGUCCCCGGCGGCGGCGUGCGAGACGCACGAGCUGCUGGAGAUGCUGGCGACGUACGUUCAAGCCGGGACGAUGCUCGCGAGGACAAAGGCGCAGAACCGAGACGAAGGCCGGGCGGGCGAACGACUUCAAAAGAUGGAGGUCGAAGCGCUCGUCCAAUCGGAGACGUCUCCGAUGGACGAGGUCCAAUCGGAACGCGCGUCGAGGGCGACGUGGCGACUCGCCGACGCCCUCGCGCCCCUCGACCCCCGAGUCGCCGUCGCCGCGCCCGACGCCCCGGCCGUCGCCGCGUCCGCCCUCGCGUGCGUCAAACGCGCCCUCGACGCGUUACCGACGGACCACCUGCGUCCACUGUUCCCGGAAUCCCGUGACGGUUCAACCGGUGACGCGUCGUUCCCCGGCCUGGACGGUGACCCGGUGAUCCGCUCGACGGUGGACGCAAUCGCGAACGAACUCGCGAGGGAAUACGCGCUUCGCAAGGAGACGGUGGCUAGGCGCGCGGGACUGACCGUGACGUCGUUCUCGUACAGCAAGCGGCUGCGGGCGCAACCGGAGGUUGGCCGGGACUUUCUCAGGCGCGUGGGCGCGGGCGGGACGCAGGCGCAGGGACGCGACGGAUUGCCGGGCAUCGGACGGUCGGUAACCCUCGCCGACGCGCGACGCGCCAGAGUCGCCGACCUCGCGCGGUGCGUCCUCCGGACCAACGCCGAGGCGCACCGCACGCUCGACGCGUCGGUGAAGCGGGUGCUCAUAGGAAACGUGCCCGACCGCGGGGGACGGACGGAGGAGGCGAGGGGCGGGCUCGGGGGGAACAUGCCCGCGUUCACCGCUCGCGUUGACCACGGGGGCGCGACGCACCGCCGCGGGGGCGGGCGGGGGCGCGGGGGAAGGGGUUCCGGGUCCCAGGGCGGCGGGGGAGGACGGGGCGGGUCCCAGGGCGGCGAUGGGGGGAGAAGAGGGGGCGGAGGACGGGGCGGGCGGCGGUGA